CGUGCCCGCAGACAGCGUGUUGGCCCCACUGCGGGAGGCACUGGCCGCCUGCCGCCCGACCGUGCAGAAACAAGUGUGCGACGACAUUGGGCGGCGCCUGACGGUGCUGGGAGAUGCCUGGGCUCAGGGGAAGCUCUCGGUUCCGGGGAGGAAGAGGAUGAGCCUCCUGGUGCAAGGUGAGGGCCAAGGAGGGGCGGACAGUGACACAGACGGCGGUGCUGAGCCUGAGGCUGAGCCUGGCCAGGAGGAGCCCUGA
Messenger RNA from Nestor notabilis (Kea), 256 nucleotides. RefSeq names its product steroid receptor RNA activator 1 (gene SRA1). Gene Ontology annotation, biological process: regulation of transcription by RNA polymerase II. Gene Ontology annotation, cellular component: nucleus. The record is from RefSeq and is a predicted model, not a curated record. Lineage: Eukaryota; Metazoa; Chordata; Aves; Psittaciformes; Psittacidae. The annotation marks the transcript as partial. The transcript has 3 exons.